AUGGCAGCCGUGAUCUGUGAUCUGAUCGGAGACAUUUGUCGACCCAUCUGCAGUGGAGUCGCGUUCGGGUGCCGUGAGGUAUCCAAGUCUCCGUUCCUUCCAUACCUUGCACUGACCUUUGCCCUCAACACCCCGGGUGUCGUCUACGCAUUGAAAAGCUUGGAGUCAAGUUGCGGCGACUUGAAGAGUUGGCUCCUUCCGAAUGCAAUUUUCUGCCUCUUACAUAUGAUUGCGGCGUACUAUGUUGUCAGCAAGAUAAGGGAACCAAGUAGUUUACCGACUACUGUCAAUGAAAAUAGUCCACUACAGAAUGCAACGACUGGCUUUUCGUUGAUGCCAAACGGAGAUAUCCAAGGCGAAGAGAACUCUUUUCAACGAAUUAAGCAUAUCCUAUUAUAUGACAAAAACAUGGCGGUGUACAUCCUUGUCUUCGUCAUUUGGCUUGUAUGGUUGCCAUUGGGACUGAAGCGACGCCUUGAAAACAGCAGCUGUGAUGAUAUAACGCACUAUGUGGACGUCUCGAUUGCCUGUGGAUACACGUUCUUUUCUCUCGUCGGUGUCGCAUUCACGUGUUCGUUGUGUUGUCUGAAGACAGCGUAG
This is a messenger RNA of Cylindrotheca closterium, 600 nucleotides long. Lineage: Eukaryota; Bacillariophyta; Bacillariophyceae; Bacillariales; Bacillariaceae. The record is from the annotation of a GenBank genome assembly.